Molecule: messenger RNA, 729 nt
Organism: Meyerozyma guilliermondii ATCC 6260
Lineage: Eukaryota; Fungi; Ascomycota; Pichiomycetes; Serinales; Debaryomycetaceae
Product: DNA damage-responsive RNA polymerase-degradation factor
Exons: 1
Coding region: 1-729 (242 amino acids)
Molecular function (GO): ubiquitin binding
Source: RefSeq, a predicted model, not a curated record
AUGUCACAGCGAAGAAAUAAUAGAAACCAGCUGAAGCGCUCCUCCAAUGGCACCAGCACUACCCCAGAUGAACUUGGUAAUUUGGUGGAAAUGUUCCCAGACUGGGAAUCUGAUGAUUUGGCAUCACUCUUGAGUGAGCACAACAACCUUGUGGAAGUGGUGAUUGAUUUGAUCGUAAACAAUAAGGUUUCGAAAUGGGAGCCUAGUAGAAAGGAAGUGAAGAACAAGAAGAAGGACAAAGAAGAAGAUUCCAAUGGUCAAACCACGGUUGUAGAACACCAGCACCGUCCCAAGGAUCCCAUUCCCAAAAAAACAGUGAGAAAACGGACGCAAAAUCCUCCAUCCCAGACAUCGUCUCAACCUUCCAGUCAUACUUCCACGCAGCAAUCACAAACCCCAGUGAAGAGGGAAGCGUCAUCUACUUCUGCCAGUGCACCACCAGGCAAUUCGUGGGCAGCUGCCUUGGCAAAGGAUAAGCCCAAGCCCAAAACUGCUACUAAGGAAACCAAGGAAGUUAAGGAAGAACCCAAAGAAAAAGAACCAAAAGAACAAAGAGAACCCAAGUCGCAUAAUAAAAAGACUGGCACCAAGCACCAGCCAAGACAGGAGACGGCACCAGAGCAAGUAAAAGGAUACGGUUGUGGAGCGAACCCGCUACCAGUACAAGACAUCUUCAUGGUGCCAGUGCCAUUGCGCCAAAAUCCAAGCCUAAUGCCCAAAGCCCAAUGA